Molecule: messenger RNA, 3182 nt
Organism: Chlamydomonas reinhardtii
Lineage: Eukaryota; Viridiplantae; Chlorophyta; Chlorophyceae; Chlamydomonadales; Chlamydomonadaceae
Exons: 5
Coding region: 151-2160 (669 amino acids)
Source: RefSeq, a predicted model, not a curated record
AUAGAGCCAAACUGUAUUCGUUUGUCAUCAACAAUGCAUCCAACACCAGCCGCAGACUGUGCGAGGAGGGAUUGAUUUCGAACUUAGCUGGCAGACCUCACUAGAAUGACUGUCUUCUCCAAGUUCGGUUGCCUUGGGAACCCCACUCAAAUGCUACAUGAGCUUGGUCGGGCAGUGGAGCGUGCGCGGCAUUGGAAGUCCACUUUCAAGCGGCAAUUCUUCCUCGCGGCAGUUUCGCUGGGGAAGUGUGAGCCCGGCAGCCAGCUGGUGGUCUACAAGGAUGGCAUGGAGUACAUCGGCACCCUGCCCGCAACAGCAAAGCCGUUCCUGCUCUUCGGCACGACGUUUGUCCCCAGCAGGCCGCGGGGGGCGCCGGCGCCCGAGAACCCCCCCGUGCCAGUGACCUUGAUGGAGCUCACGGGGUCCAAGUCAAAGCCCGAGCGGGCAUGCGACUACGUGCGGGAGGGCGGCGCCCUGCUGGUGCAGGAAAUCAUGGCGGGGCGAGAGGGGUGGCUGCAGGCAGACCUGAGCGGCAAGGCAAGAAUGCUGCUGGAGAUUGCCGCACUGGAGGGCGCUCCCACACCGGGCACCCUCGCAGCAAACAACCCCACGUACAACUACGCGGUCCGCGCUUUUGAGGAUGCCGCACAGGAGCUGACCAACAAGGCCGUGGCGCAGCAGCUGGCAGAGGAGCGGGCGCAGGCACAGCAGCUGGCAGAGGCGCAGGCGCAGGUGCAGCAGCUGGCAGAGGCACGGGCGCAGGCGCAGCAGCUGGCAGAGGCGCAGGCGCAGGCGCAGCAGCUGGCAGAGGCGCAGGCGCAGGCGCCGGUGGUACAGGGGUGGUCACCCGAAGACCAACAGCCUGGCCGCUUGGCUGGGCCCGCGGAGUACGUGCCGGCUACAGAGCUCACUGAGGCGGGCAGUGAUGCCGGCACCGACACGACACAGGACACAAAGCAGCUCGGCGCCGCCAGUACCCGCACCAGCGAGCCGCCUGCACGUCGCGUACCUGCUUCUUUGACCCAGCAGCGUAUGGCUGGGGAGGUCAGCAACAGCGGCGCAAGUGGUGACACAUGUGGGCGCACGGUAGCAGUCAGCGGCAUAGAUGGCAGCUCGAGUGGGCGCGCAGGGGCCAGCAGCGGCGCAGCCAGUGGUUCGCUGCCGGCACCACCGGCCAGGGCAGCGCAGAGGAGCAGUGCGCGGUUGGCCGCACCGCGUGGUCAACGCAACAUAACUGGACCGGGCCAGGAGCCGAUUGGCGCGCGCCCUGCCAAGAAGAAGAGGCGGCCGCCCAGCCUGGAGCAGCCGCCCAGCCCAGAAAGGUCCGAGGAUGCGGCGCCGCCUGCUGCCCGUGACGAGGCCACCACCGAGAUUUACCGUUGCGAGGUCAAGGAGGUGCCACCUGCACUGCUGUGCGGCCUGGGCCUUGCCGCCGUGCGUCUGCCGGCAACGCUUACAAGGCUGAUCAACCCUCGCCUGAUCGCGGAGCUGGCGUCGCUGGCGGACAAACGCGGAGAGCAGAUCUUCCAGCGCAUCUCAGCACUGCAGGGCGUGCAGGCGGAGAUCCGGAUGAGCGUGGGGACGGGCCAGCGGGUUCAGGUGCUGUGGAAGGACCUCGCGGGCAGCGCUGGGCUCCUGGCGCUCUGCGACAAACUGCGACCGUUGCUGGAGGAGGUCGUGACAGCGGCAGACCCGAAGGGUGAGCUGGGGCUGCACCUGGAGGACGCCGUGCUGCUGGCGAACCUGCCCGGCACUCGUCCGGUUGCCGAGCAGGUGCCCCACUACGACAUGGCACCAGGGGAGCCCGGGUGGUUCAUCAUGCUCGCCCUCCAGCCGGCAAGCCUGCUGGUGGCGCAGGCCAGCCAGCACGAGGUCCUGCUGUGGGGCCGCGCGUACACCGCAGCACAGGAGGCGGGCCGGACUGCAGCUGUGCUGAAGGACCUCUGCGCCAGCACCCCCCACCGGCGGCUGGUGCGCCUGCAGCUGCCGGUGGGCGAGUUGCUGUUCGUGCACUCCAACCUCGUGCAUGCAGGCGACGCCGGGCGACUGGAUGGCAGCUACUCCCUGCGGCUGCACUGGUUCGUGAAGAGUGCGAAAACAACGAACAACACCCACCUGCCGCGCCAGAUCCACGUGGAGCUCGAGAAGCGCUUUGUGUGAUGGCUCAGACACACUCAGGAUGAAGGGGCGGGGCGGGGCGGGGCGGGGCGGGGCGGGGCGGGGCGGGGCGGGGCGGGGCGGGGCGGGGCGGGGCGGGGCGGGGCAGGGCGGUGUGGGCGGGGCGGGGCGGGGCGGGGCGGGGCGGGGCGGGGCGUGUGGGAAAUAGAACAGGUUCAUCAGUGUGGCGGCAAGACAAACCAAGUUGACACGCGCUGUCACUCGUCUGUGUUCUGUCUGUGUUGCACCCUAGCAUUCUUACGGCUUCAUCGUCAGGGUAAAAGCUUGUCCCCUUGACAUAUGAACAGUUUGUGUGGCGAGGUUGUCAUGACCAGGGACUGGAGCGAGAUCGGAGAUGGGCCAGGGCGGGCCCCCUGACACCUCAGCACUGUUUAGUCCAGAAGUUCCCCGUUCUAAUUAAGCCUACUUUUUGGUGGUAGUUGCGACAUCAUUAUCUGACACCGUGCGGAAGUGAAGGUGGGGGUGGGUGGGGGCAGUUGUUUGUUUGCUGCAAUCGCACGUCCAUGGACGCAACUCUAAACUGCUGGUUCUACGGACUAAAACUGUGUGAGAAUCAAGAAGCCACUAGCAAAGCUUAAAGUUACAGGAAUUACUAUGUUGGCGGGCGGCCCUCCUUUGGGCCGGCCAUCCGAAUCAAUCGGCCUGUCCGAAAUGGGCCGCCCAGGCCUCUGGGCUGGGCGCCCAGACUGCCCCUCCCAUCCGAACCUCCCGGUCCGAACUUUUCGGACCGGCUUCGGACCAGCUUCGGACCAGGUUCGGACGUCAAACCCCGGUUUCGGACGCCUUGGUUUUCCCCGAGUGGUGUGGGGCUCAAUGGACAGCCUUGUUUCACGCCAGCCGUUGACUCAAAAGGGUCACCGGUACGUCCAUCUACGCGUACGCGUAACAUCACUUUCUCGUAAGCUUUCUUCAACGCUUCCAGCAUGGCGCCGUGUACUCCUCUCUCUUCCAGUCUUUGCCACAACAAAUCCCUCGGCACUCUGUCAAACGCCUUUUCAAAAUCG